This is a messenger RNA of Blepharisma stoltei, 2639 nucleotides long. The record is from the annotation of a GenBank genome assembly. Lineage: Eukaryota; Ciliophora; Heterotrichea; Heterotrichida; Blepharismidae.
AUGGGCUGCAUAUCACCGAAGAAAAAGACAUUCAGCUUAUACCUCGAAAACAUGCAACAAUUGAAAAUCCGCCCUGAAAUUUUCGUUACUGAAAGCCAUGACCAGUUUUCAAAUGAAUAUGAAAUCACAAAAGAACUGGGCCGAGGAGCCUUCUCCAAGGUUUUCCAGUGUAUAGAAAAAGUCACUGGAAAUACUUAUGCGGUUAAAAUGAUAAUAAAAAAACAAUUAAGUCAAGAAAUGCUGACUUCCACAAAUAAGCUUCAAGAAAUUCAAGUUUUAAAAACGUUGGAUCAUCCAAAUAUUAAAUUAACGUAUAAUUAGAUUUUACAUAAAAUAAUUCCAAGCUUUAAUUAUAUAUAAAUUAAUAAAAAAUAUGUAUAAAUCUCCUUACCCAAAUAUUUUAAAGGUUUUCCAGAUUUUUGAAGAUAAAAAUCACUUUUAUAUCGUCAUGGAAUUCUGUCCUGGAGGUGAAUUGUUCAGUAAAAUUUCAGAAAAAGGACACUUUAGUGAAAAAGAAACAGCACACAUAAUGUAUCAAUUGUUAUCAGCAGUGAGCUAUUGUCAUUCGAAAAAUAUUAUACAUAGAGAUUUAAAGCCUGAAAAUAUUUUAAUUGAAGAAGCCAAUGGAGAAAUCACAAUAAAAGUAGCUGAUUUUGGGAGUUCAGUGUUUUUCCAAAAACAUAAAAUUAAAGGAUGCUUCGGCUCAGUAUAUUAUGUCGCUCCAGAGGUAUUCUAUUUAUAGUUAAUAAGAUUAAGUUACUCAACGGCCAUAAGCAGCAUAUACUAAAUUCCUGGGGAUAGCGCGGAAUACGCUAUCCCCAGGACCAACCGGGAUCGGAUCCACACAUGGAACGGGGGUUCCAUGUGUGGAUCCAUUUUUGACAUGUGAGAUAUUUACUUUCACGUGUCAAAAAUGGAUCCACACACGGAACCCUCGUUCCAUGUGGGAUCCGAUCCCGGUUGGUCCUGGGGAUAGCGUAUUCCGCGCUAUCCCCAGGAAUUUUCUAUACCACUAGCCGGGCCACUUUGACUCUAGGAAAGGUUGCAAAUCGUGCAAUGCCCUGCCAAAACUCUGCCCUCCUUAAUUUUCUUAUGACACUCGCCUAGCCUAAGGUUAGCUCCCUAGGUUAGAGCUAUUCUUUGUCGGGCUAAAGAUAGUCCCGAUAGAAGAGACUAUGUGAGAGGCAAAACCUCUCUAGCCCAUCUGGCAGGGAUAGGGAGACCCUCCAGGGAUAAACAAAUUUCCUCUUCAGCAGUCAUCCCAAGUCUGAAAGCCUCUUCAAAAAGGGACAAAGGCCUUGUUUCAGCUUUAUCUGGAUUGAUCCUAUUAUCCUUUGGGAGUGAGCCUCGGAGACCAUUUUCCGUCACGUCCACAUUUAUUUCAUUUUAUAGAUAAUAAUGCAUUUUACUUUGAAAAAGAGUUUUAGAUUAAUCAAAAUAUUAGCCAUUAUAAAAGGUAUACUAGAAAAUUCUUAUAACGAACUAUGUGAUGAAUGAAGCUGUGGAAUUAUAUUGUAUAUACUAUUGACAGGGAAGCCACCGUUUAGUGGGAAAUCUGAAGCAGAAAUUUUACACAAUGUAAAAUACGGUAUCAUUUUAACUGAUGGGCCUCAUUUUCAUAAAAUUUCUGAAGGAGCAAGAGAUCUAAUGAGAAAACUGCUUGAAAGGGACGUUUCAAAGCGGAUCACAGCUCAAGAAUCCCUUGCUCAUAGCUGGCUUCAAUCAUAUAAAGCCUUAGAUUUCCCUACAUCUGACCAAAUCCUAGCUCCCCCAUCCGUGAGCGAAAAAAACCAUUGGAAAAAUUCCUAUUUUUUGGCCAAAAAUCCAUCCUCCGUGAGUGAACAAAAACUAAUUAUGCAAAAAAAAUUUUGGUAAAUAAGUGAUAAUUAGUAUAAUGAAAUCUUGAGCUAAUUCUGUUUAAUUUUGAACAAAUUGUAUUUUAAAACAUAAAUUUUACAAAUUAAAUAAAUAUUUGUUUUCCAAUUUUUGCGAAUUGGAUAUUUUUUAGAAUUUUUAAACAAAAUUUUAUUAUAAAAUAUAUAUAAUAUUUUUUUUAAAAAAAAAUUCACCCCCUCCGUGAACGAACAAAAUUUUUUUUAUUAGCUCACGUAGGGGGAGUAAACAUUUUUACACAACUCAGUUCCUUUAAUGCUUCAGUAAAGCUCCGUAGUGCAAUUUUUACCUUCAUCACAACUCAUUUAGUAACACAAGAGGAAAAGCGAGAGCUCCAAAAAUCAUUCCGAAUGCUCGACCAAAAUGGAGACGGUCGGGUCAGCAAAGAAGAACUGCUUAAAAUCUAUAACGAAGUCGUAGGAGGACUAAACAAUGAAACUGUCAUUGAUAGAAUUAUGAAUAACGUUGAUACAGAUGGGAGCGGAUUUAUCGAUUACACAGAAUUUAUCCAAGCUACCCUGGAUCAUGAAAUUCUAUUUUCUAGGCGAAACCUUGAGAUGGCUUUUAAAAUUUUUGAUAAAGAUGGAAGUGGGUCAAUUUCUACAGAUGAGCUGAGGAGAAUGCUAAGUGGAGGGAAAGGCUCAAAUGACGCAGUUUGAGAAAGCAUUAUAAAGGAAGGAGAUCAGAAUGGCGAUGGAGAAAUUGACCUGAAAGAGUUCACAGAAUUAGUUUUGGAAAAAAUGUAA